AUGGCACUAGCUCGACCGCGCGGUCCAAUUGUCUCCUCUGGCCCUGCCCUAUUACCCUCGAACAAAACCCGUCUCCCUGGCCGGACGAUUCUCCUGGAAAAGCUCGAACCAAAACAUGCCAGCGAUCUCUUCAACCUGACUGGAGGCAGUGACCUUGCACGAACUUCUCUAUGGGACUACAUGGGUGAUGGGCCAUAUUCUCAGGUCGAGUCUUUCGAGAAGAGUAUCGCCUCGAAAUCGGCCUCCCUGGAUCCGUUCUUCUUCGCGAUAAUCGACAAACGCAGUUCCAUGCACAGCUCUGGCAAAGCAAUUGGAUAUCUGUCCCUUAUGCGAAUAACCCCUGAUCACUUGACUGUUGAAAUUGGGAACGUGAUGUUUUCAUCGGCCCUGCAACGCACAACUGGUGCCACGGAGGCGAUUUAUCUCUUGGCACGUCACGCAUUUGAAGAUCUGAACUACAGGCGAGUCGAGUGGAAGUGCGACUCACUCAAUGAGCCGUCACGGAAGGCGGCACUACGUCUGGGAUUCGUGCACGAGGGCAUCUUCAGACAACACAUGGUCGUCAAGGGACUAAGCAGAGACACGGCUUGGUUUUCGAUGUUGCGGGAUGAAUGGCUUGGGAAUGUGAAAGGAGCUAUGGAGAAGUGGUUGGAUGAGGAUAACUUUCACGAUGAUGGCACCCAAAAGAAACCCCUUCAGGAUCUGAUCAUGAAAGCUGAACAGUGA
This is a messenger RNA of Penicillium riverlandense, 726 nucleotides long. RefSeq names its product GNAT family N-acetyltransferase. The transcript has a single exon. Lineage: Eukaryota; Fungi; Ascomycota; Eurotiomycetes; Eurotiales; Aspergillaceae. The coding region runs from base 1 to 726 and encodes 241 amino acids. The record is from RefSeq and is a predicted model, not a curated record. Gene Ontology annotation, molecular function: protein N-terminal-serine acetyltransferase activity; protein-N-terminal-alanine acetyltransferase activity.